Closterium sp. Naga37s-1 is the source of this 1014-nucleotide messenger RNA. NCBI's taxonomy places the organism in Eukaryota, Viridiplantae, Streptophyta, Zygnematophyceae, Desmidiales, Closteriaceae. The record is from the annotation of a GenBank genome assembly.
AUGAGCCUCGCCGGAGCUGGAUCUACUCCCGUGUUUGUCCCCGCUGCCGCGGAGGGCAAGGGCAAGGGUGUGAGCGGCUUCAUGAUCGACUUUCUGAUGGGUGGUGUUUCGGCAGCUGUGUCCAAGACCGCUGCCGCUCCUAUUGAGCGUGUCAAACUUCUGAUCCAGAAUCAAGAUGAGAUGCUUAAGGCUGGUCGUCUCUCGGAGCCCUACAAGGGCAUUGGCGAAUGCUUCAGCCGGACGAUGAAGGAUGAGGGCGUCGUCGCUUUGUGGCGUGGUAACACCGCGAACGUGCUCCGAUACUUCCCCACCCAGGCCCUGAACUUCGCCUUCAAGGAUUACUUCAAGAGCUUGUUUGGUUACAAGAAGGACAAGGACGGGUACUGGAAGUGGUUCGCUGGUAACCUGGCCUCCGGUGGAGCGGCUGGUGCUGCGUCUCUCACCUUCGUCUAUUCUCUAGACUAUGCCCGAACCCGGCUGGCAAACGAUGCCAAGUCCUCGAAGGGUGGUGGCGACAGGCAGUUCAAUGGCCUGGUCGAUGUGUACCGCAAGACCAUCAAGUCCGACGGUGUUGCCGGUCUGUACCGCGGUUUCUCCAUCUCGUGCGUCGGCAUCAUUGUGUACCGCGGUCUGUACUUCGGCAUGUACGACUCGUUGAAGCCCGUCCUUCUCGUCGCACUGACAACAGUUUUUCAUGUUUCUGCUGCUACAUUGCAGGGCAACUUCUUUGCCUCCUUCCUGCUUGGAUGGGGUAUCACCAUCGGUGCUGGCCUCGCCUCGUACCCUAUUGACACUGUCCGACGUCGGAUGAUGAUGACGUCUGGCGAGGCUGUCAAGUACAAGAGCUCCAUGGACGCCAUGAUGCAGAUCGUUCAGAAGGAGGGCACUAAGUCCCUGUUCAAGGGUGCUGGUGCUAACAUCCUGCGUGCUGUGGCUGGUGCUGGUGUGCUGUCUGGCUAUGAUCAGCUUCAGCUCAUCCUCUUCGGCAAGGCAUACAGCGGUGGCGGAGGCUAA